Molecule: messenger RNA, 1743 nt
Organism: Solenopsis invicta (red fire ant)
Lineage: Eukaryota; Metazoa; Arthropoda; Insecta; Hymenoptera; Formicidae
Gene: T3dh
Product: probable hydroxyacid-oxoacid transhydrogenase, mitochondrial
Exons: 8
Coding region: 148-1569 (473 amino acids)
Cellular component (GO): mitochondrion
Molecular function (GO): alcohol dehydrogenase (NAD+) activity; metal ion binding
Source: RefSeq, a predicted model, not a curated record
GGAAUCUGAACUGGCCGCGGUACCAAGUCGGGAGUCAAGCACGAGAAUUCGUGGAGAACGUUACUACGAGAUAUUUUUGAGCGAAAGACCUGUUACAGAUUCCUCCAACCUUUUUCUUUUGGAAAAUACUCCUAAAAAGUAUUCAAAAUGCUACCGAGACGGCGCGUCAUUGAGCUUUUGCAAGUCAUUUCGUCCCAGUCAUGCAAAUGUCCAGCGCACGGGAAUCCGGGAGCUGCCAGCAUACGGGAUCACGGGAAAGCUUGGAGCACUGCAGCAAAUGCCACAGCCGACAAGGAAUAUGCUUUCGAGAUGGCUUGUUCUACGGUGCGAUAUGGAAUAGGAGUAACGAGAGAAUUGGGAAUGGACAUACAAAAUUUAGGAGCGAAGAAAACGUGCCUGAUGACAGAUCCUAAUUUGGUGAAAUUAGCCCCCGUGAAAACUGCCAUUAACAGCCUCUCCAAAUACGGAGUUCAAUUCGAGAUCUAUGAUAAAGUCCGCGUAGAACCAACUGAGCAAAGUUUACAAGAUUCGAUUGAAUUUGCUAAGCGUGGAAAUUUUGACGCUUUUAUAGCGGUUGGCGGUGGUUCUGUGAUGGAUACCUGCAAAGCGGCAAAUCUAUAUAGUUGUGAUCCGGACGCCGAAUUCUUAGAUUAUGUAAAUGCGCCGAUUGGAAAGGGUAAUCCGAUUCGAGUUCCUCUGAAACCGCUCAUUGCUGUUCCGACGACCUCAGGUACCGGUUCUGAAACAACUGGAGUAUCCAUCUUCGACUAUCGACCGUUAAAGGCCAAAACGGGGAUCGCAAACAGAUCUCUACGUCCCACGUUAGGAAUCAUCGAUCCUCAGCAUACUCUGACUUUACCGGAGAGAGUAUGUGCAUACUCUGGUUUCGACGUGCUCUGUCACGCUUUGGAAUCCUUCACGGCGAUACCUUAUACAGAGAGGACACCAUGCCCAGCGAAUCCAAUUCUGAGACCAGCUUACCAAGGUAGCAAUCCUGUCAGCGACGUCUGGGCACGAUAUGCUCUCCAAGUUAUGUGCAAAUACUUUAAACGAGCAGUUUACAAUCAAGACGAUUUGGAAGCGAGGAGUCAUAUGCAUUUAGCAAGUACAAUGGCGGGUGUUGGCUUCGGAAAUGCUGGUGUUCAUCUUUGUCAUGGACUUUCGUAUCCUAUCAGCGGAAAUGUUCGAAAUUUUCAACCAAAAGGAUACAGCAAUGAUCAUCCAAUAAUUCCUCACGGUUUAUCAGUGGUGAUCUCCGCGCCAGCCGUAUUUUCCUUCACCGGAAAUGCAUGUCCAGAGAGGCAUUUGGAAGCUGCGGAACUACUCGGCGCAGAUGUCAAGAAUGCCAAGCGGGCUGACGCUGGCAAAAUUUUGGCCGACACUGUAAAAGAAUAUAUGCGGGUUAUGAAAGUUGAAAAUGGCUUGACGGAACUCGGUUUCAAGAAAGAAGACAUACCUACCUUAGUUCAAGGCACUUUGCCUCAGCAUCGCAUUACGAAAUUGGCGCCACGUGAACAAUCUGAGGAAGAUCUUGCGCAAUUGUUCGAAAAUUCAUUUACCAUUUAUUAAUGGUCAUUUAAUAUUUGCAAAUUAACCUUUCAAAUUAACGUUCCAUUAAUUGUAUGUAAAUAGAAUUGUAAGAAGUAAAGACUUUUUAUAAAAGAGAAUUUAUAAGAAAACAAAUUUUAUAUAGCUGAAAGAUUAUACGUUGAUAAACGUAAAUAAAAGUUUUUAUAAAUGACA